AUGGCCAACAACGACAAUGCUAUGGCCCGCUUCCUCUUUGCCAUCCUCCAGCAGAAGUGCCUGAAAGAUAUCGACUGGAAUAAGGUGGCUAACAGCCCGUACCUGACCCAAAAGAUAACCAACGGCCACGCUGCCCGUAUGCGAUAUUCCCGCUUUCGUGCUGCUAUCCUCGGCAUUGAGCCGCAGCGUCGCAACAAGAAUACAACUCCAGAUGAUAAGUCAAGGGUGACGAAGAAGAAAAAGACUGAUGUUGUGAAGCCGAAAAAGGAGGAUGAUGAGACAACCGGCGAGGCCAUCAUCAAGGCUGAGCCCACCACAGAUGUCAAGCCCAAGGUUAAGGUGGAAAUCAAACAGGAGUCUCAGCAGAAUGGCUUGCCUGCUCCUACAGCCCCGAUGAUGCCCAUUGCACCAAUGGUCAAACGCGAGUCUGUCCAUGGCCAGCCGGGUGCCUGCCCCGACAGACAGGCUCCAUCUUUUUCCAAUGUCAAGCAAGAGCAGGCUAUGAAUACUCUGACCAAUGCUAUUCAUGGUCAUCCUGGGAUGUGCGAACAGCCUAGCCCAUUUGAUCUGGUUACGUCAGCUCCUGCAGCGAUGACUGUCGCUGCUCUUGCUGAUGCUCAUACUUCCUUCAUACAGUCGCGCAUGACUCCCUGUGGAGAUGCCAGUAUGAUGGCGGCCGAUACCUCGGGCUUCAUGAUGGCUCCUCACAGCCCGCCUACGGCAAGCAACGACUUUGUUCAAACCCAGAACCAGCGUACCACGUAUCAUCACAACUCUAUUGCAGCCAUGGGUCCUGCAGUCGGUGUUGCGGGCAUGGCAUCUGGCGCCGGUACAAUGGGCAAUAAUGCUGGUGCUGGUCCUACUCCUCCACCCUCAACAGCCAGCUCGCCAUUCGAGUUUCCUUUGCAGGACUUUAGCUUGGGCAAUGGCGGUUCAUCGCUGCCAGCAUCACCCUGGCAGUCUCAUAGGCAGCCGCCGCAGCAGAACACUGCCCAGGCUGUCGGACAGCAGCACAUGUAUCCCCAAGCUCACGGCCACCUCCAUCCUCAACACUUCCAAGUCCAUCAGCUGCAAAACGUGACACACGGAGCGCAUGUUCAUCUGACCCAGCAGCAUACUCAGAUGCAGCACAAUCAGAUGCAGCCCGCGGUGCAAGGCACUCUGACCUUUACAGGCCUUCCCUCACAGACCAUGUUCCCUCCUAUCCCCCGUACCACUAGCACCUAUGCGAUGGAGAACGCAAACAACUUCGCGACCUUCUACCACCAGCACCACCUCACUCAUCAACCUCAAUCUCACCACAACAACAUGAGCGUUGCACAUCAACCCCAGGUCCAACAACUCCAACAACCGACCCAAAUGGAACCCGUCUUCCCCUCGCCGACCCCGGUCCCCGACGAUCCGACCGCCAGCACGACCACAGCCUUCCAACUCACCUCCCAACUCCAAGGCAAGCCUGACCGUGCCCCCUCCCAGCCCGAGGCUCCAUCCGCCCGUACGACCCCUCCGACCACACCUAACAUGGACUCUAACAACAACACGCCCACAACUAUGGCGAGCGUCAGUCCUAAUGGGUCCACCACGACAGCGAUGACGGCUCCAUCCUCAGUCUCUCCUGCCUCGCAGCACUCGGCUUGUUUCUCGCCUGCGACAUCUCCUGAGAAUGGAGCGAGCUCGGUUGUUGGCGGAGGUAUGAAUGGGGGAAAGGAGGGGUCGGUGGUGAGGAGUCCGGGUCCGGUUGUUGGGGAGCGGAUUGGUCAGGCUCAGGGGCAGGGACAACAGGGUCAAGUUGGGUCGUCAGGUGAAAAUGGGGGGCAGUAA
Messenger RNA from Thermochaetoides thermophila DSM 1495, 1821 nucleotides. RefSeq lists its product as uncharacterized. The record is from RefSeq and is a predicted model, not a curated record. Bases 1 to 1821 code for a protein of 606 amino acids. Lineage: Eukaryota; Fungi; Ascomycota; Sordariomycetes; Sordariales; Chaetomiaceae. The transcript has 2 exons.